AUGUUCUUGAAUAAUCAAAUACUCUUAGGUUUCCACAUCAUCAGAAAUUAUAGCGUGUCCUCGGCGACAUACAUCACAUGCUCCUUGGUGAUAAAACAUGCCCCAUCCCGAACACAACGACCUGUCUGGCACAUUCAGUAUACUGACUGGCCUGAUCAUGGUUGUCCUUUGAAUUUGCAAGGUUUUAUUAAUUUUAUGGAACAGAUAGAUUCUGUUCGACGACUGGCUUUAAAUGAACAACCACCUGAAAGAAGUCGAAACUCUCCCACUCUAAUUCACUGCAGUGCUGGAGUUGGACGGACAGGAGUGGUGAUGUUGUGUGACAUUCUGUUUUAUUCAUUAGAUCAUAAUGAGACUGUAGAUAUACCGAAGGUGCUCACUCAGUUACGACUACAACGAAUGCUCACUGUACAGACGCUGGCCCAGUACAAAUUUGUAUAUGCCAUUUUAAUUCAGUAUCUUAAGAAUUCUCGUCUGAUUUAAGCUGUCGCUUUUAACUAGAGUUUUGUGACAAUUAUGUUUUCCCUUUCAUGCUCAGCAAGUUAAUAUGCUUCACUUAUGUCACGAAUGUCUGUAUACUUAAGAGGCAGACCAUUGAGAUUGAUGUUGGAUUGUUCAUAUUUGCAUGAAAAAUGUUAUAAUGUGUAGAAUCGUCUUUUUUUUUUCAAAUAAUUUCUUUUGUGAUAUAUUUUCAAAACGUUUUUAUGUGCUCUAACUAUAGCUAAUGCACCUUAAAAUUAAUUAAUUAUAAAAGUUUUUAAUUUGGUCCAAACAAUUUGAUGUUUUUUAAUUUACAGCAAAGGUUUUCAGAAAUUACUUGGCAGUGUGGAUUUUUGCUAUUUUGGUGCUUUAUAACUUAUUUACAUAUAAGGUAUUGACCAAACUCUGCCAAUGGACAAAUUUGUUUUUAAUAUUCUUUCUUACAGUUUUUAUUGGUAAAAAGCCAAAUGUAUAUACAAAUAUUUUGUCAUUUGACAUAAAGCUUGUUUAAAUAACAGACCUCUGACUAUUUUUGAGAAUGGUAUGGAACAUUUACUUGUUUUCUUUAACCCUUCAUAAUUCUGAGAUACCAGAAGAAAAUACAAUGAUUAUGUAUGGCAUUGGAAAGAGCAAUCUACAAACAUUGUGGCCUGGUGGUUAGGGGACUCAACUUGCAAUCCGUGGGUCAUGGGAUUGAAACCUAUCACUGAACUUGCUCGCCCUUUCAACCGUGGUAGAAUUCUAAUGUGAUGAUCAAUCCUACUAUUCAUUUGGUAAAGAGUAGCCUAAGAGUUGGUGAUGACUAGCUGCCUCUCCUCUAGUCCAUCACUUCAAAAUAUUGAUCAUAUAGCCCUCAAGUAGCUCUGAACGGAAUUGAACAAACAAGUCUGCAAAAUGCCUCAGUCUUUCUUAAACCUAAUAAUAAUGUUUUUCUUCAGGCAAUUCAUGCUACCGGUUGAUUAAAUAAAAUUACAGAUAGUUAUUUAGUGAUUUACUACAGUUGAUCACUAUCAUUCCUUUAAAUCAUCCAAUGAAAAUAGUUUUAACUGAUGAAAUUGAAAAAUAUAAUUAAGAGGUGAUUAAAAUAAAUAUUUGUUGCGUUCUUUAACAUUUUUGACUACCUUCAUCAAACAAAAAAUUUUAUGGAAAAAAUUAUAGUUUAUUAAAAAUGUUGGGUUUUUCUUUGCAGAAUUUUUUGUUGAAAUUCGUUAUUGCUAAAUAUAUUCAGAAUGAAAAAAAAGUAAAUCAGUUUUACUCUCACCACAUGUUGAAUCAUGAUGUGUACAGAUAAUUUUUAAGCAUUUUUUGCUGGUCUCAGAAGAAAACCAUAACGACUAAAUGGGAAUGUAGCUAACUCACAGAUAGUAUAUCAAUAAAGUGUUAUUGGAACCAACACAGUUCACUAACAGUGAACAAGUCUCUGUUCAAACUACCACCAUCUAGUGCUUAGCUUAUGUAUAUAAGGUAUCUCUAGGAUAUGAAAAUUCCUUCAAUGAUGUUGAGUAUGAAUAAAGGUUAUUUCCAGUCUAAUGAUGUUUAACUCUCCUAAUCUCCUGGGAGUAAACACACCACAGUGUCCACAAAAUAAGAGAUGUAGUGCUAAGAGGUCUAGAGAUGUGGCACUCACUUAAUUAAAUCCUGUAGUUCAACUAGCUUCAACGGAAUUAUUUAUCAAAAGCUGUAAAAAAGUUAUUUAAUGGUGUACUAUUUUUGUACCAUUUUGUAUACUCUACAUUUAAUUAAUCCAAUUAUCCAUUGUAUUUUGCACAAACUUGUAUUUAGCUAGACACUAGUUUAAGACAUAACCUUAAUAUUUAGAUUUAGUUUUCAUGUUCACAAUAGUUAAAAAUUCAAAUAUUUAAUCACUUCUUUUUUUUUUUCAGAAUUUAUAGAUUAAUGUGUUUUCAUUGAGCCAGUUCUGUUUACUGAUUUUUAACAUUAUAGUUUAAUGAAUGUAAAUUAACAGAGAACUGUAUAUUUGUUUAUGUGCAUGAUAUUCUGAAGUUCACAGUUUGUGUCUGUGUCCAAGAUGUCAGGGUUGAUUGUUGACCAUCCCCCCCAUUGAUGCAGCAGUAAGUCUGAGGGUUUACUAUUCAUAAAAUUGAAUUUUGAUAUUUGCAGUGAAUACAGCACAUAUAGUCCAGUACAAACUGACAUGGACCCAUACAUUUUCCAUAACAACCAAAUUUUUGUUCGAAGGACUUCUGUAAGAUAUCAAUAUUACGUGAAAAAAUUCCCAUAGUUCACAUGUGGGGAAGUAAUUUUUGAGACAAGUCAAAAUACAUGCAUGUGAUAUCCUUGAAAACGUCAGUUAUAUAAUUAAGUUUUGGAAUAUAUGGACAUGGAUUGUUUUUGGAAAUAACAAAAUGUUCCUCCAUGGAGGACAAAACAAGAAAGAAGAGAGAAUAAUAAUUCCAGAAUUUAAAACAAGAUCAAAUUCC
Messenger RNA from Limulus polyphemus (Atlantic horseshoe crab), 2921 nucleotides. RefSeq names its product tyrosine-protein phosphatase non-receptor type 21-like. Gene Ontology annotation, biological process: protein dephosphorylation. The coding region runs from base 1 to 483 and encodes 160 amino acids. Lineage: Eukaryota; Metazoa; Arthropoda; Merostomata; Xiphosura; Limulidae. The transcript is spliced from 4 exons. The record is from RefSeq and is a predicted model, not a curated record. Gene Ontology annotation, molecular function: protein tyrosine phosphatase activity.